Messenger RNA from Phlebotomus papatasi, 1408 nucleotides. RefSeq names its product zinc carboxypeptidase-like. NCBI's taxonomy places the organism in Eukaryota, Metazoa, Arthropoda, Insecta, Diptera, Psychodidae. Gene Ontology annotation, molecular function: zinc ion binding; metallocarboxypeptidase activity. The transcript has 5 exons. Bases 125 to 1381 code for a protein of 418 amino acids. Gene Ontology annotation, biological process: proteolysis. The record is from RefSeq and is a predicted model, not a curated record.
CAAAAUUACUCCAAAAACAGCACCAUUAUCACCAAAGAUAAGCAAUUCAAUAGAUAAAUUAAUCAAGUAUAAAAGAGCGCUAUUAAUCGCCGGACAGCCCCAGUUGGAAGAAAAGACACAAGAGAUGAGGAACCUUCUAGUGCUUUCAGUUGUGAUAUUCUUAGCGUUCUCGAACGGUGAGAAAGCUCGGUUCGACAACUACAAAGUGUUCUCAGUAGAAGUGAAUAAUGAAGAACAAUUGAAGGUGCUGAGAGAAAUGGAAGAAGCACCAUUUUCCAGUUAUGAUUUCUGGAAGGCUCCUGGAAAAGUUGGUCAUUCUGUUGAUGUAAUGGUGCCUCCGCAUAAAUCAUCGGAAUUUGAAGAGAUUAUGUCAUCCCUUAAGUUUGAGACAAAGCUGAAGAUAUCUAAUGUUCAGGAGCUUAUUGAUAACGAGCAACCUAAAGCAGCCCCAGCCAAUGAUGAUUUCGGGUGGGAUAGAUAUCACACUUUGGAGGAGAUCUACAGUUGGUUGGAUGGACUUCUUGUAGAGUAUAGUGAUGUCUUGACACCAAUCAGUGCCGGAAAUAGUGUCGAAGGGCGACCAAUCAGGGGUGUUCUCCUAUCUUACAAGGAAGGCAAUCCUGCUAUCUUCAUUGAAUCAAACACUCACGCUAGGGAAUGGAUUACAUCUGCAACUGCCACUUACGUUCUCAAUGAGUUCCUAACAUCAACUGAUCCGGAAGUUCGUGAAAUCGCUGAGAACUAUGAUUGGUACAUCUUCCCGAAUGUUAAUCCUGAUGGUUUCCACUUCUCCCAUGUGAACAAUCGUAUGUGGAGGAAGACUCGUGCACGUCACGGAGUGAUAUGCCUAGGAGUCGAUCCUAAUAGGAACUGGGAUCAUGGUUGGCAAGAUGGUUCUGCUCCUGGAGCUAGUAAUGACGUAUGUUCAACAACUUAUGCUGGUCCUGCACCGUUCUCCGAACCAGAAACCAGAAAUCUAGCUGAUUUUGUUCUAGAACACGCUGAUCAUAUAAAGAUUUACUUGUCCUAUCAUUCGUACAGUCUUCUCCUACUAUUCCCAUGGUCUUACACAUCAGCCCCUGCAGAGGACUACGAUGAUCUUCAUCACAUUGGAACAGUAGCGGCUGACCGCUUGAAGGAAGUCUACCAAACUGAGUAUACCGUCCAGACUUUCUAUGAUCUCUACAUUUCAACAGGAACCAGUAUCGAUUGGGCCUAUGCCGAUGCAGGUAUCAAGCUAGCCUAUACCUAUGAAUUCCGCGACAAUGGCACCUACGGAUUCAUCUUGCCGGCUGAUCAAAUAAUACCCAAUUCCAUUGAAGUCCUACAAUCAAUGAUCGCUAUGUUGGCGGAGAGCACGAGAUUGGGCUAUAUGUCAUAACAGGGGUAAUAAAGAUGAUUGAAAAGC